Molecule: messenger RNA, 1434 nt
Organism: Bactrocera tryoni
Lineage: Eukaryota; Metazoa; Arthropoda; Insecta; Diptera; Tephritidae
Product: serine protease inhibitor 42Dd-like
Exons: 4
Coding region: 116-1339 (407 amino acids)
Molecular function (GO): serine-type endopeptidase inhibitor activity
Source: RefSeq, a predicted model, not a curated record
GAAAAAUAGAAAUUACUUAGUUUCAUUAGAGCAUUGAAAAAGUGAAGUAAUCAAUUGAAAAUUUUGUGUGAAAAUAUUAGACACGAAGUCUUUUAACGCAGCUCGAACAGCAAAGAUGACGUCAUUACGGUCUUGUUUUCUAGUCACACAAACACUCAUCGCUGCAAUCUUAAUCAACAUGGCAACAGCCGGCACAAUCGCACCUUCGUUAGCGGCCAGUCGCAAUCUCUUUGCCGCGGAUAUUUUCCAAGCGUUAGCGCAGACGCGUGCACAGCAAAAUGUCGUCUUUUCACCAGCGUCCGUACAGAGUUGCUUGGCGCUAGCCUUUCUGGGCGCUGAAGGCGAAACGGCACAACAACUGCGCAGCGGCUUGCGUUUGCCAGCCGCGUUGGAUAAAGCAAGCAUUGCGGCAGAUUAUGCGGCGUUUCUGCAGAAGAACUUCCAUAAAGACGCGAAUGCAGCGGAGGAUGCACCCAAAUUGCGCAUGGCUAAUCGUGUGUACGUCAAUGAGUCGCUGGAAUUGUCGGCAAAGUUCAAUGAACUUGCCAAAACUAGUUUUGAGUCUGAAGCGGUGCCAACGAAAUUCGCCGACGCCGCGAAUGCAGUACAAACCAUUAAUACGUGGGUAGAGCAUGAAACUGAGGGCAAAAUCAAGAACUUAUUACAACCAAAUGCUGUGGAUGUGGACACCAGCGCCAUUUUGGUGAAUGCGAUUUACUUUAAAGCCAAGUGGCUGCAUCCUUUCAGUGAGUUCUCAACUUCGGAACAUGAGUUCCGCAUGAGCGACGGCCAAACGUCAUCGGUACCUACGAUGUACGGCGAUGAGCGUGUGAAAUAUGGCGAGUUAGCGGAUUUGGAUGCGAAAGCUAUCGAGUUGCCCUACAAAAAUUCGGAUUUGUCAAUGCUGGUGCUUUUGCCCAAUAAAGUGGACGGUUUGGCGGCGUUGGAGCAAAAGUUGACGAAUGCUGAUCUGAAUUUGAUCGUCGAACGUAUGCGUGGCGCCGAUGUAGAUAUAUUUUUGCCAAAGUUUCGCAUUGAAUUUGAAGUGGAUCUGAAGCAACCGCUGCAGCAGUUAGGUAUGGUAAACAUGUUCAGUGAGUCAGCUGAUUUUAGCAGCCUUUUUGCGUCAGGUCCACAACAAAGAGUUGAUGAUGUCAAGCACAAGGCGUUCCUCGAUGUGAAUGAGGCUGGUUCCGAGGCGGCCGCGGCCACAUUUAUGAAAAUCGUGCCCAUGAGCCUGAACUUGAAUCAAAAAAUAUUCAAGGCGGAUCAUCCAUUUGUGUUUGCGAUACGAAAUAAGGAGGCCGUCUACUUUGUAGGGCAUGUAGCGAGGUUGUAAAGUAACUGAAUGUAUUGAGUGAAGAUUUUGAAAAAAUUUCGAAUAUAUUUGUAAAAUAUUUUUUAAUUUAAUAAAAAAUAUAUUCACUAACGGAA